Molecule: messenger RNA, 3173 nt
Organism: Oldenlandia corymbosa var. corymbosa
Lineage: Eukaryota; Viridiplantae; Streptophyta; Magnoliopsida; Gentianales; Rubiaceae
Source: the annotation of a GenBank genome assembly
AGAGAGAGCAUUUUCAUUCUUCCUAAUCAAAAUAUUCCCUUUAUUCCACUUUAUCUCAUUCUCUGCUUCUUCCCUUUCCCCACUUUUGUUUAGCACAAAAAACAAUCUUUAUUUUUGGUUUUGGUCCCAUCAAAAACCCAAAUUCCACCACCCAUCAUCACCACCAGUCGCCACCGCAUCAUUACUGAACUCCGCCGCCUCCUCCUCCUUCAUUACCAAAAUGCCAGCUGCCACAAUCUCAGAUCGUACGUCACUCAAUCUUCUUCAUUCCUUCCAUUCCUCUGACUCCUCGUACUUUCACCUAAUCCAAUAACAAUCCCCAUCAUUAUCAAUUCAUCAUCAUUUCCUGACUCUUCAGAUCCGCUUCUGUAAAUAUUACGGUGCACAGAACCCAGAAAGAUUUCGAUUGAUAUUCCAAGAAAUUUUUAAUUAAAGAAGAAAGAAAGAAAGAAAGAAAAGAGGAAAAUUACAAAUUUGAUAAUUUUUUUAUUGGAAAAAGUCAACGACGAUGGAUUUGGAUGAGCUCCGGUCGAUUCUAUCCAAAUCAAAAGUUGAUGUGUGGUCGUUAAUUGAUUCGGCGAUUACGGUGGCGUCGUUGGACUACGGCGAUGAAUUGAGAGAUCGACGGGAUGGGAUUGUUCAGAAGCUUUAUUUUCCGACCGCAAGCAGCUCCAGCUCCGGCCAACUGUGCCGGAACUGCCACGGCGAUGUCCGGGUUAUUGACGAGAAUAAGCAAACUCGUCAUCAGCAGCAGCAGCAGCAGCAGCUGCGUCAGGAUCAGGAUCGGAAUCAGAAUCAGAAGAAGAAUGAUAACCAAGUUCACCGGAGUAGUAAAAGUCCGUUGACUCCGGAAUCGAACCAUAACGAUUACGGAAUGGGAAACGUUGAUGACGUUGACGAUUUGGAUCUCAAUGGUGGUUUGUUUGAUGACGAGCAGGAGAAAAUCUUGCAUAUUCGAGAACGACUUGAAGAUCCAGAGCAGGAUGAAGAAAGCUUGGUGGAGUUAUUGCAGACUCUAGUGGAUAUGGAUAUUACAUUCAAAGCUCUUCAGGAAACUGAUAUAGGAAGGGUUGUAAGUGGAUUCCGGAAACAACAUCCCUCCAAUGAAGUUCGAAAACUAGCCAAAUUACUUGUCAGAAACUGGAAGGAAACUGUGGAUGAAUGGGUGAGGUUGAAUCAACCUGGGCAAGCAUCAGUGUCUCUCAUUGGUGAAGAAUCGCCUCAGCUAAAUAUGCAACAUAAAACUCAGCAAAAUGGUCAUCACCAGGUGAUAACUGAGUUAAUGGAGAAUAUGAAUGUGUAUUGGAAGUUCACAUAUAUGGAGGUAAUAACUAAAGCUAGUGAUAUGUUUUUCAGGGUUCGGACUUUGGGUACUCUCCAAACCCACAAAGUAAGAACAGUAGUUGAUCUGUUGCUUUUGAUUAAAUAAUGCUGAAUAGAAUUGCUGAUUAGCAUAUUGUCGUCUGUUGCGCCGAUGUGUAUCUUCUUGUUAAGAAAAAGAAACUUUUGUCUUCUGUCUUUAUCAGAUUGGGGUUCUGGUUCAGAAAAGAAUUAUUCAGAGCCAGAGACAAAGGUGAAAUCAGCUCCCUCAAGAGAAGCUCCAUCUAGACCACCACAGUCUGCUCCAACUCCCAAAUCAGCUUCGGCUCCCCCUCCAAAUGUAUGAAGCUCAACCUUUAGUGUAUCUUUAUGUUCUGAUAAUCACUGCUUGUGUUCUGGAUGCGCGUGGUUCAAAAUUAGUCUUUCAAGUUUGGCUCUUAAGGGAUGUUGGUAUUGAACUAUAGGACACAUAUGAAUGGCCAGAAUGUUAAUGAAUCUUGACAGAAAUGGAAAGAGAUUGAACAAAUCAUUAGUGUGAUCAGAUGUUUAUGAUCACUUGUUAAUGAUACAGUUUUUAGUAAACCUUCAGACCUAGUGUGGUACUGAAAUAUCUCUCUUUAAAGAGGCUUUUUAACGACUGCUAUGGGGAUUGUGCAGAGACAGAAGGACUCAACCAUAGAUCUUGAGAAGUUGAAUUCAGCAAGAAGGCGGCUUCAAGAGAAUUACCAAGAAGCUCAAAAUGGUCUGUAUUUCAAUAAUCUGAAUGCUUCUCUGUGCUCAUUUUGUGAUGAAAAUCAUACUGAUGGCCUUUGCCUGUCUGUGUUUGUGUGUUUUCUUUCUCUUCUGAAGCCAAAAAGCAAAGGACAAUACAAGUGAUGGAUCUUCAUGAGUUACCAAAACCAAAGAAUGCCUUCUUUGCUAAGAAUAAAGGUGGCUUUCAGGGGAGGAACCAUCGCUGACUUUGCCUGUCAUCUGAGACAUUGAUGAGUUGGGAUUUACCAAAAGUGGAUAAAUCCGUAUUGGCGACUGGCGAUUUCAUCACCUCCAAACCAAAGGCAGACAGUUUACUUUCUUUUUUCCCCUGGUUGUUUCUGUUAAUCUUAUUCACUAGUUUGGUACAUAAGGAAAGUAACUAAUACUAGUAUAAUAUUCGGGAUAACACUCAGUUUGAGAAUUAUUGUUACUGUGAUCUUAUAUCAUAGGGUAAAAUUUGAUACGAUUUCAUUUUCGUCAAUGACGGAAAGACACAAUCAUAAGCGAUAAACAGUUAACGGCGAUUGCGGAUUGCCUUCUCAUAGGUAACGCCUUUGAUUGUUCAAAAUCUUCAAGACGAUAAACAGUUAACGGCGAGAGGUAGCGUAUGUCAAUUACAAGAACCUCUUUAUAAAAUAAAUAAAGCCUUAUAAUUAGAUGUGGAAACCAUAAUGUGAAAGAUAAAGAUGGUUGACGGCUGAAGUCAAAUCUACAACAAGAGAUGAUGAUUAAUCAUGCACGGUCAUAUUACAUGAACACGGUAAUCAUUUUAUUUUAUAUUAGUAUAAUGUUUAAGUUCUCUUUUCGAUUUUAAUUAUGAUUCACAAAUUUGAGCUCUACGGAAAGUACAUCCCUUCGAGCAAUUGUUCCCGGAAGAGAGUUGUGAUAUUUACAGUUUCCAUCAUGAUUGCCUUAUGGAUCUUAUUAUAGGUCAUAUAGCCAAGUAUUGUUGAUUCUGAUUUCUGACCUCUAUAGGAAAGAGUUGUGGUAUUUUAGUAUUUACAUUUUCCAUCGUGAUUUCCUUCUCAUAGGUCAUAGUGCCAAGAAUUGGUAUCGGCACAUUGCUCUUAUAUGGCCAGUCCGUUACUCUUUAAUUAUUG